AUGUCACAGUCCCCGCCUCAGCCGGCGACGGCAGAUAAUGGAUAUAUCACGGAGCCGGCUCCACUAGAAAACACUUAUGCGUCAGACCCUAGUCUAAAGCGGGCGUUGGAAUGGUAUGUUCCAUCUGCGAUAUUGCAGUCAGUAGAACCAAAAUUUACCCAGCUCGGUGGUGAAGCGGUGUCCGAGCAAGUCCGAGAGUGGACUGCAGAUGCGGAGCGAAAUCAACCUUACGUGAAAAGUCACAACGUCUGGGGCAAGCGAUAUGACUAUGACCGCCUUAUCACGACUGAGGGUUGGAAGCAACUCGGACACUGGGGAGCUAGGCGCAAAGUUGUUUCAGCAGGAUAUGACCCUGCCCUGGGGAUGCACAGAAGAACAGUUCAAUAUGCACUGAACUAUCUCUACGCGCCAUCGUCGGGACUUUACUCCUGUCCCAUCAGCAUGACGGACGGGGCUGCUUUCAUCCUUUCUUCAAAGAUCGGCGGAUUGCCAUCGGCACACCCAUUCCAUGCAGUAUUCAAGGGCCUAAUCUCAGAGGAUGAAGACCACUGGACCUCGGGUCAAUGGAUGACAGAGAGGGCUGGUGGCAGCGAUGUCCAGAAUACUGAAACCUGGGCUACAUACUCUCCGCUACCAAAGUCUUCGGUCUCGGAUCCCCUCGGAGAUGGAGACUUUUUAAUUAGCGGGUUCAAAUUCUUCUCCUCUGCCACCGAUGCCAAUGUGGCCCUUUUGCUUGCCAAGUCCCCAUCAGGCAAGUUGAGCACUUUUUUGGCUCCGCUUCGACGAACAGUCGUUGACCAUGACGGGACACCUCGACAGAUCUCCAACGGAGUGAGAAUUCAUCGCUUGAAGAACAAAUUAGGAACGAAAGAGCUACCGACUGCCGAGCUUGAAUUGAAAGAUAUGCGCGCCCAUCUCGUUGGCGAGUUGGACCAGGGAAUUGUCACUAUUGCCCCUCUUCUUAACGUUACGCGCAUCCAUACCUUUGUUGGUUCCCUCUCUGGCUGGCGCCGCGCUAUUAGCAUUACCAAGAGUUUUGCCCGAGCCAGAUCUACGGUCGGUGAACCUCUGUGGUUGAUCCCUAUGCACCUACGGCUUCUGGCAGAUCUGGAGGUGAAGCACCGCAGUGGCAUGAAUCUCGCCUUCUUUACCAUUGCGAUCAUGGACAUGGUUGAGAACCAACAAUCCAAACCGUCUGAACUUUCUCAUCUACCCCACCCUGGCAAGGAGGCAAACGUUGUCUUCCGUACGCUUACAGCCACUACUAAAGCAGUAGUUAGCAAAAUGGCUGUUGCAGGCAUUCAGGAAUGCCAAGAAGCUAUGGGUGGUGUGGGAUACAUGGAUGAGCCCGAUGAGCCUGAAUUCAACAUAUCACGGAUCUUGCGCAAUACCUCAGUGAACUCCAUUUGGGAGGGGACGACAAAUGUGCUGGCGAGCGAAGUGGCUCGGUUUUUGCUGAAGGCCGACAACUUGGGUGUUUUAACUGUGUGGCUUGAUCGUACUCUGGCCUUAAUUCAGGCUGUGAAUUUACGCGAAAAAUUGAGUACUGCGUGGUCUGCCUUGAGAGAGCGAUUCAGCACCGAGGAUCAGUCUCCCACUUUCAUUCUGUCAGAUGCUCGUCGCUACAUGUUUACUCUGGCCUGGGUAUUGUGCGGCACACUCUUGGCUUUGGACAGUGAACGUGAUCAUAAUCCAGUAAGUAUGGAGAUUGCUCGGCGCUGGAUCCUUAGUGCUGAGGGUGGGGUUGGUGAUAUGGUGUUUCAUGAUAUCGUUAUGGCUCAAGGUGUUACUCCUAAUGGUGAUGAGCACCUUGAAUGGGACUGCAGGAUUGCGUGGGGGGUGGAGCUACCAGCACACCGUGCACUUGGUCAUCGCUCCUUACAAAAGACGGCUUCGAAGCUUUGA
Molecule: messenger RNA, 1905 nt
Organism: Penicillium pulvis
Lineage: Eukaryota; Fungi; Ascomycota; Eurotiomycetes; Eurotiales; Aspergillaceae
Product: putative acyl-CoA dehydrogenase
Exons: 3
Coding region: 1-1905 (634 amino acids)
Molecular function (GO): oxidoreductase activity, acting on the CH-CH group of donors
Source: RefSeq, a predicted model, not a curated record